Siniperca chuatsi (mandarin fish) is the source of this 1302-nucleotide messenger RNA. RefSeq names its product PAK4-inhibitor inka2-like. Gene Ontology annotation, molecular function: protein serine/threonine kinase inhibitor activity; protein kinase binding. The transcript has 3 exons. The record is from RefSeq and is a predicted model, not a curated record. The coding region runs from base 178 to 1182 and encodes 334 amino acids. Lineage: Eukaryota; Metazoa; Chordata; Actinopteri; Centrarchiformes; Sinipercidae. Gene Ontology annotation, cellular component: nucleus.
UGAACGUUUCAAUUUGCACAUCUGUCUGUGUUCAAGCGGCCGGAGUCAGGACCUGCUCCCUACUGGUGACACUGCAGCCGCAACACCUCUCAAGGAAGCGGGACAUUUUUCCUCUUAAUGAGACAAAUUAUAUCCUUCGGACGGAGGCUGCCACAUCAGAAGAUCUGAGUUUUACAGAUGAGAGGAACAGAGAUGCUCUGCCUACGUGACUCAGGCGACUGCUUACGGGAGCAGAUGCAGUAUAUGAUGAGAUCACUGCAAGACCUGAAACAACUACGGAAAACCUGUCCUGCAGCCAGACGUCCCCUCGCUCCCAUCAGCACCCAACUCCCGGCUUUAGUGCGCCACUCUGCGGUGGCACGAGCUUGUCAGCAGCGAGCACUGCAACGAGAACAGCGCACACGCCUGCGGAUGUCUGACGCCAGCACGGCCAGCACCUAUGACUCCGCCUGCUGCCUGGCGAGUCCUCUGGAGGAGGAGGAGGAUUCGAGCAGCCGGCUGGGCCUGAGCUUCAGACUGGGCCUGGGCUCUCCCAGCAGCCAGAAAAGUUUGGAGUUUGAUUCAGGCUACUCUGAGGCAUCAUGGCAGGAUGAAGGGGUGGUUCUCAGGAGGACGAGAAAUGUGCGGGUGUCAUCUUCAGCCUGCCUCCGCACAAACAGAGCACCAAGUGGACGUAUUCGACCCAAAUCCACCUCUGACGCCUGUCUGGAGAGGUGGACGUCGUUUGAGGUCAGCGACCCAGAGGACUGGACAAACUCUUUAUUGACCAGAGGACGCAACCGCCAGCCUCUGGUUCUGGGCGACAACAGCUUCGCAGACCUCAUCCAGAACUGGAUGGACUUGCCAGAUUUCCCUGAGCCCACUGAGCUGAAGCCAAAUUCAAGGCGUAGACUGGGAAGAGGUUUCUUUGUCAACAUGAGGAGGAAACUGGCUGGGUUUUCUAAGAGCGUGGAGGACAGGGUGAGGGUGAGAUCCACAGACUCUGCUCAUGUCAACAGAGCUGCAAAUGCUCCAAAACGUCUGUCCUGUCCUGUCGUGGCAUCGCAGCCCAAAGUCCCUUUUUUCCACCAGUCUCACUCAGGUAUUAAUGAGCUGGACACUGAUUUUCACCACUUUGCAGCCCUCAUGAAAUCAGGUAGCCGACAGCCCAUAAUCUGCAAAGAUAUCAUCGGCUACGUCUGACUCUUCAUGUAAAGCCAUGUACAGACUGGACAAUCCUCAGAGUCACUUUAUUUUUAUGACUGUUUUUUCACUUUUUAUAUGUUGUGACUAAUGGAAAUAAAGAUGUUAUCAUAAUUUAAA